UUUUGUACAAAUGUGGGCAUCCUGUUAACCACGUAUUCCCUGUCAAAUGCCAAUAAUGUGAUCAUAUUCAUUGACGAAAAAGAAACUCUCCCAAAAAAUAAGCCAAAUACCAAAAACUCAGAAAGGCCUCCUCAAAUAAACUGUGGUAAGAAGAUUGAGACUUGAAAGAAAGAAUAUCAUCUGUCAUCUGACGCGCAAAUGGCUUCCAAACUUAUGCACGCGCUUCAAUAUUCUGGCUAUGGUGGUGGAGCUGAUUCCUUAAAGCACGUUGAGGUUGCUGUUCCUGAUCCAAAGGCUGAUGAGGUAUUGGUUAAGAUUGAGGCAGCAACUCUGAAUCCGAUUGAUUGGAAGAUACAGGCAGGUGCUCUACGGCCCUUCUUACCCCGCAAGUUCCCCACAAUACCUGGAACUGAUGUUGCUGGGGAGGUAGUCCAGGCUGGAUCUGCUGUAAAGAGGUUCAAAACUGGUGACAAGGUCGUGGCCAUUCUUAGCCAUGCUAAUGGGGGUGGACUGGCUGAAUACGCCGUGGCAAAGGAGAACCUGACUGUUACCAGACCACCAGAAGUAUCAGCACCCGAUGGUGCAGCCCUACCUGUUGCUGCCCUUACUGCUCACCAAGCUCUCACCCAGGCUGCAAACAUCAAGCUUGAUGGAAGUGGUGAAAGAAAGAACAUAUUGAUCACAGCUGCAUCAGGGGGUGUGGGCCACUAUGCAGUCCAACUGGCAAAGAUGGGAAAUACGCAUGUAACGGCAACAUGUGGAGCUCGCAACCUAGACUUUGUCAAGGGCUUAGGGGCCGAUGAGGUUCUUGACUACAAGACCCCGGAAGGGGCGUCCUUAAAUAGUCCGUCAGGAAAGAAAUACGACUAUGUGAUCCAUGGUGCAAGUGGUAUCCCUUGGUCCACCUUUGAACCCAAUUUGAGUGCAACAGGUAAGGUGAUAGAUUUGACUCCCACCCCAAGUGCAAUGAUGACUUUUGCUUUGAAGAAGCUGACAUUCUCUAAGAAGCAGCUGGUUCCUCUGCUUUUGAUUCCAAAGACGGAAAACUUUGAUUAUGUGGUGAAUUUGGUGAAGGAAGGAAAGCUUAAAACAGUCAUAGACUCGAAACAUCCAUUGAAGAAAGCUGAAGAAGCUUGGAGUAGGAUAAUGAGUGGUCAUGCUACUGGGAAGAUUAUCAUAGAGCCUUGAAUAGAAUUUAUUGAUGUAGACAAUAUAGCUUGCUUGACUGUAAUAAACAUGUAAGUUUAUAAUGGUAUAUUUUCUUAUACUCCGUAAUUUGUUUAUAAACAUAAAAGUUAUACGGAGUACUUCCUAAUGAAGAAGUUAUUAGGUUUUGGGCAUAUACUAUUUUUGCCAACUUAUUUCUUGGUUAUAAACUUGUAUACUGUAAUCCUGUAUAAUUAACCUCUUUUUGAGUUUGAUGA
This is a messenger RNA of Chenopodium quinoa (quinoa), 1424 nucleotides long. RefSeq names its product quinone-oxidoreductase homolog, chloroplastic-like. The transcript is spliced from 4 exons. NCBI's taxonomy places the organism in Eukaryota, Viridiplantae, Streptophyta, Magnoliopsida, Caryophyllales, Amaranthaceae. Gene Ontology annotation, molecular function: oxidoreductase activity. The coding region runs from base 199 to 1188 and encodes 329 amino acids. The record is from RefSeq and is a predicted model, not a curated record.